Molecule: messenger RNA, 1752 nt
Organism: Porites evermanni
Lineage: Eukaryota; Metazoa; Cnidaria; Anthozoa; Scleractinia; Poritidae
Source: the annotation of a GenBank genome assembly
AUGGCGGCCGUCUCGGAAGGGGUCUCUGAACCGAUGACUGCAGAUCAUUCACAGCACUGCUUACAACUUACCGAUCGUCUUGAGAUCCUGAGAAACGACGAACGUUUCUGUGAUGUGAUAGUCGAAGUAAAAGGCAAAGAGUUCAAAGUUCACAAAGCUGUUCUAGCUGCAUCAAGCCCGUUCUUUCUAACGCUUCUAGAAAGUAACAUGAGGGAAAGCAACGAACAUUUGAUCAAGGUAGAACUUGAGGAAGCAACUGCGUCUAUCAUGGAAGACGUGUUAAAGUACGUGUACACUGGAAAUGUUUCAGUCACCGAGGAAAGUGUUCACAAUCUGAUUGCAACGGCCGAUUAUCUUCUUUUACCAGGCUUAAAAUCGUUGGCUUGUGAUUUCUUGAAAGGGAUCUUGGCAACAGAGAAUUGUGUUUUUAAUUAUUACUUUGCUGAAAGAUAUCAGUGCAUGAAUCUAAUGGAGGAAUGCCGAGAGCUCAUAAAAUCAAAUUUCAGUGCUGUCAUGGAGACAGAUGACUUUCUAAACCUUGAUGUAAGGCAUGUUAGUAAAUGGGUGUCCAGUGAUGACAUCACUGUGAAAGCAGAAGAAGAAGUUUUCAAAGGAAUCGUCAAGUGGGUUAAUCACAACAAAAGUGAAAGAGAAAAAGAAUUUCCUUACUUGUUUCAUCAAGUCCGCCUUAAUUCUGUUGACCAAGAUUAUCUGGUCAAUGAAUUGGUAAAAGAGGAACUUAUAACAACUAACAAUGAAUGUCUAAACUUUGUGUUGGGUUUUUUGAAGUGGAUUUUGGACCCAACUCUUCAAUGUAGCAUCAAACCUAGAACAUGUUUGCAAACACAGGUCAAUGGAAUUUUUGUUUGUGGUGGAAAUAAAACCUUGUUUUACCUUCCCAAUCAAAACAUUUGGUACCAGUUAUCAGACUUGUUGAUGGAAUAUCAGGAUCACGCUGCCAUACAGUACCGAGAUAAAGUUUAUAUCUUCGGUAACCAAGGUGGUGGAGAUUGUUACAUGCCCUCAACCAACACUUGGGGUGCAAUUCAAUCAGAAUCUUUUUGUGGGAAAUUGUGCAGCUUGUUAAAAUUGGAUAAACACAAAAUUUUGUAUGCUGUGUUAGAGAGGUCAUUAAAAAGCUGUGGCGUGUAUCAUUACGAUCCUGUCAAGAGUGAAUGGAAAAAUUUUGUUGACGAGGAAAAGCUUCAGCUCUUUGGAGCCUGUGGUGUGACUGAUGGGUGUCACCUCUAUGUAAUAGGUGGAAGUAAAAGGGACGAUUGGCCUGCCGCCCUACCCCUUGGAUCAACCAAAGUAGUAAGGAUUGAUCCUGAGGAUGGCAAUCAUGAAGAGGUUGCAUCUAUGAAUGAGGCAAGGCAUGAUGCAUUUGGAGCAGCCAUGAAUGGUAAAAUCUAUGUGGGUGGUGGAAGACAGAAAAAAAGGACCCUCAGGACAUGUGAGAUGUACGACCUGUUAACUGACGAGUGGCAGGUGAUGCCAAGUCUUAAUGUACCACGUCACUCUUCAAGCAUGGUCUGCUAUGAGGAAGCUCUUUAUGCUGUAGGUGGAAUGAAAACGAGACAGGAUAGAGAGUUAUCUGUGGAAAUGUUUGAUUUUAAGACAAAUGAAUGGAAGAAGAAAUCAACCAUACCAGUUGCUGAUGAAAUUGAAGAGGAAAGAAAGGAAAAAUUGCAUUAUAAAGCCUGUUCUGCAGCAGUGCAUAAAGAUGCAUUACAAGAGCGUGUUGAGUACUAA